This is a messenger RNA of Trichophyton rubrum CBS 118892, 468 nucleotides long. RefSeq lists its product as uncharacterized. The transcript has a single exon. The record is from RefSeq and is a predicted model, not a curated record. The coding region runs from base 1 to 468 and encodes 155 amino acids. Lineage: Eukaryota; Fungi; Ascomycota; Eurotiomycetes; Onygenales; Arthrodermataceae.
AUGUCAGACCCGGGCAGAGUUCCUCUUAUAUAUAUAACUUUGGCUUGGACAUAUAAGAAGCUAUUGACGGGGAGUUGCAGGGAGCUGAGGAAGGCGGGAUGCAAAGCUGCUAGAAUAUAUACCACCCUCCCCAUCCAUGUAACGACGAGUAGCUUGGAGAAAACUGGAGACGAGAAACUCUCUCCGCCCCGUAAAGUUGCUCGACCGCGCCGUCGACGAAUCAGCAGGCAGAUGGUCGCUCUUUGCUUCUUCCCAAGAGGCGUUUCUUUGCCUGCUCAAAUGAUAAUCUGUCCCAGGGAGACAAAGCGAGGAAGCAACCAGCCACAGAGAGCGAGACAUAUUAAGGACCUGCAAGAGGUACGAGGACAGCCGUCGUCAUGUCGUCGCUUGCUCAAGCUGUCAGCGAUGUACCCGUACCUCAAGAACGGCUCGCAUCUUGUUCCUCCAGGUGGAUACGAGGCUGCAUGA